AUGGCAGCAGAACCCACGCGCCCCGUCAAAAUCAUCGCCGCCGCCGAUGGCUUCGGCACUCCUCUCAAAGACGCCCUCGUCGCACACCUCCGCUCCCGCGCCAUCGAAGUCGAAGAUCUCGGAACCUCUUCCUACUACUCCGCCGGAGCCGAGGUCGGUCGCCGAGUCUCCCAAUCCUCCGACGUCCGCGGCCUCGUUGCCUGUGGCACCGGCGCCGGCGUCUCAAUCUUCGCCAACAAAUUCCCCGGCGUCUACGCCGCCACUUGCCUCACUCCCUCCGACGCCGUCAACGCCCGCUCCAUCAACAACUCCAACGUCCUCGCCGUAUCCGGCAAGCACACCUCGCCGGAGGCCGCGAUCGAGAUCCUGGAAGCGUGGCUGAACACGCCGUUCAAGUCGGCGUGCCCCGCCAACGACGGCGAACCGUGGCCGCAGGAUAUCCAGACGUUUCUAGACCACUCGCUGGUGGAGAUGCCGGAGAUCGGAAAAGACGGCCCGUUCGACACGUGCGCUGUUUGCUGUCUGGUGAAGAACCGGGAAUUGAAGCCGAUCGAGUUGAUUCCGGGAGGGUCGAUGAAGAUCGUGAGGGAGACUCCGACGUCAGCGUUCGUGAGGUUCAAGGCCGGGAGCGUGGAGCCGGCGCACCACCACACGUUCGGGCACGAUUUGGUGGUGAUCGAAGGGAAGAAGAGUGUUUGGAAUCUGACGAAGGAAGCGAGAUACGAUCUGACGGUUGGGGAUUACCUGUUCACCCCUGCAGGGGAUGUUCAUAGGGUUAAGUAUUAUGAGGACACCCUAUUCUUCAUCAAGUGGGAUGGCCAUUGGGACAUGUUCUUCGAUGAGGAUCUCGACACUGCCAAUAAAGCUAUUGAUAAGGAGCUAGGUUCCACCACCUCAACUUCUUAA
Messenger RNA from Sphenostylis stenocarpa, 906 nucleotides. NCBI's taxonomy places the organism in Eukaryota, Viridiplantae, Streptophyta, Magnoliopsida, Fabales, Fabaceae. The record is from the annotation of a GenBank genome assembly.